Cuscuta epithymum is the source of this 4796-nucleotide messenger RNA. NCBI's taxonomy places the organism in Eukaryota, Viridiplantae, Streptophyta, Magnoliopsida, Solanales, Convolvulaceae. The record is from the annotation of a GenBank genome assembly.
GUUUAAUUUAAUUAAAUCACUCAACAAUCAAACCCCCCCCCCUUUUACUUACUAUUUAUAUAAAAAGAAAGUUAUUCCUUUCCCUGUGGAUACGAACUCUACUACGCUAUACUACGUAUAAGUGUUGUCUUGAAUAUUACUUUGAGUGCACUCACGACAAAGUGCACGUCAAUAGGUAUGCUAGCGAUUAGGUCUCUAACCCCCUGAUUAUAAAUUCGCCGAAAUAUCAAAAUCCCAAUCGGUUCCCUCUGUCGUCAUUAAAGACUCAACACAGAUGUCUUCAAGCCCCGGUACAACAUUUCUAGUUGGACGGCCUCCUUCAGAGGUAAUAAGCCAAUUGUCUUUCCAAACCUGCACUGAUCCACCGCUUCCGAUACGAAAACAUAACCCCUUUUGAUAGUCGGUAUAACUGCCACAAUGCUACGCCAAAUGAGGGAAGGGUAACUUACACACUUUGCUUCAAGAAUAUUAUCAUGAUUAACAAUAUUUGGCUUUUAACAUUUUUGCAACGAAGAAAUUCCACUUUUGGUCCUCCGAGUUUUGCACCAAUUCCACAUUUAGUCCUCAUCUUUCACUUUAUCCAUUUUAAUUUGGUACCUGACUAUUGUUUUUUCGACCGUUUUCGGUCCAUCUCUGGACAUUUUUACUACUGAAAAAGGACUAUAUAUGGUCAAGAAAACAAUAGUCAGGUACCAAAAAAUGGAUAAAGUGAAAGAUGAGGACUAAAUGUGGAAUUGGUGCAUAACUCGGAGGACCAAAAGUGGAAUUUUUUCUUUUUGCAACCAAAGAAUCCGGAUUUUUCAAUAUGCGCCACACAUGUUUGCCUAACAUGGCAAUAUUAAAUUCCCGUAAUUUCCGAAAGCCCAAUCCACCCUUCAGUUUCGGGCUACAAAGCUCACCCUAAGCUUUGCAUUUGAUUCCUUUUUCCUUGAAGGCAUGACCCCUCCACCAAAAAGCAUUCAUGGUUCUUUCAAUUUCACUGCACAAAUCAGUUGGGAGCAAAAAAAACAUUCGUAGCAUACUCGGGCAUGGCUUGAACCACCGUUUUAGCAACACUUCCCUUCCAACUUUGGAUAGAAAACGACAAUUCCAACUCUGAAUCUGUUGGACAACUUUUUCUUUUAUAUACCCAAAAAUUUCUUUCUUAUUCCGACCAACCAAAGAAGGCAUCCCCAAAUAUUUUCCUUCUCAUCGCUCUUCCGGGAUGUCAAAAAUGCUGCUUUAGUAAUCUCUAUCAUCCCAGGCUACAUUUGUGCUAAACCGCACACUUGAUUUGUCGAAGUUAAUUAGUUGGCCUGAAGCUGGGCAUACUAUGAUAGAAUCUCCUUAAUCAAGAAGUAGUCCCUUUCACUGGGCAUACUGAAAUUAUGCUGAAAACCUAUUGUUUUACAAACAUGUGCAAUACGAACAUCUCCACAAAGCGUCUCCAUCAAGAAUAUGAUUGACAGGUGGAAAGUUGUCGACAUAUCCUUUAGUACCUGAACCGUGGCAAGGUUGCCCAGGCCUCGGCAGCAUAGGCGGACCCACUAAGGGUCCCAUGGGGUCCCGGGACCCCGUGGACUUCGAAAAAACCACCUAUAUAUUAUAUAUAUUUAUAUAAAAUUAAUUAGGAAACGUAUAUAUACCAAACACAUGACUAGAAAACCAAAUAACAGAAAUAGCGGACUGGGAUUGUGGGCGCAUUUGAGUCUUUCACUCUUUCCAUUUUGUGGGGUACUGUGUUCGAUUCUCCCCCAGCCUUUUUUUUUUGGGAAAUGAUUUAAAUUAAAUAAACCAAACGAGCCAUGUUUUUAUUAUUUCUCUUCAAAUAAACCAAGACGAGCCCAUGUUUUCAGUGUUUCUCUUCCGGUAUGUUUAGAUUAACUAUUAAGAUUAAAUUAAUAAAUUUAUGUAUUUAUAAAUGUUAUUUUCAAUAUUGUAUGAUUUAGAAUGAAAAGAUAUUUCAGUGUUGUACCUAAAUUUAAAGAAAUUCGUAGUGUUGAGAGUAGUUCAUGUAUUAAUUCAAAUAAUUCGUCAUUAGUAAAUGAAGAAUUGGAUCAAGUAAUUGCUGAAAGUGAAGCUAACUUGGCUUGUAAUCUAUGUCAAUAACAUGUUGAUUUUGAAUAUUUGGAUCUCGUAUUGAGAAUAAAAAUUGCUGAUUUUCAUCCUAAUGUUCAAGACGAGGUACAUCGUAGUUACCUUAAAAAAGAACCGUUUCAACCUUUGGAUCUUGAUUUCCCCUCUAAACUAAUUGGCGGCAAAAAAGGUAUAUUUGUUUCAAGUUGGCUUGAUGAGCAUAAAUGUUUCUUUAAUAUUUUUUUAUUAGUUUUAUAUUAAUUAGAGAUACAAAAGGGUAGGGUCCCCAUGGCUCCGAAUUUCUGGGUCCGCCACUGCUCGGCAGUUCCAAGUAACGCAUCCCAUCGCUAAAAACGCAGAAGUAACUAACAGAAAAACCUCUCGACCAGGAUGCCGCUGGCGGGGACAACAAUCCUUCCCCACCUACGAGGGAGACCCAACUACCACCGGAAAAGCACUCCGGGAAGAACUAAAUCAGAAUUACCUCUUAACAUAUAGGCAAUUACCGGUCAGAAAUUGCUUAGGGACGCGAUAACAUGGUCGCAUUGGUGUUUACACUGCACGGCGCGAUGGUGCUGUUUCCAUACUUCACGGCGCUAGGGUAACCAUCAUUUAGAGAACCAAGAAUAUCAGAAAAAACCAUUUUUUCGCUGCUACUGUGCAAGGUUGGUUUCUCCCAUCCAGACAUCUUCUCACCGAUCCAACCGUCCAGAUUAAAGUACCGGAAGUCACGAACUUGCUGUCAAAAUUUCAGCCCGAUCCAAUGGUGAACGGAAUCACAGGGAUGAAAAACGUGUUGCAGCAGUAGUGUUGUGCGAAAAUUACUUCACAUCUUUUUCAUUUACCCUCAUUCUCUUUCCUUUUCCCAAAAUAAUGUUAAAAAUGAUUUUUUAAGCUUCAAGACUUCAUCUUGAAAGGUUUUCUCUAAAAUAUUACUAAGUCAAAUAUUUUGACUUAAUUGACUAUGGAUACAUUUUUACAGUCAUUAAAAGUUAACAACUCACAUUUUUCCAUUAUUAUUUUUGUUAUAUAUAACGAAUUAUUUCUUUAUUUAAUACUCCAUAUGGAAUAAUCUGUAUCGGUGUUCGGAAAAAAGAAAAGUUGUUUAAAAAGCUUUUAGAAUUUUUUUAAAUUUAUACUUGCAAUAUUGGUGUCAUAUGAAACAUAAUUAAAAAUUAUGAAUUUUGAUAUGAUUUUUAUAAAAAGUGGAGCAAAAAUGAAAAACUUAUACCAUGCAACAUUUAAAAAAAAGGCACUCCCUCCGUCUCUAAUAACUUUGCCAAAUUUGAUCGGCACGAGGAUUAAUAAAGUAAAAACUGUGUGUUUGAGAUUUGUGCACAGGGUAGAGAAUUAACUGGAACCACAAAUUUGUUACUUAAAAGGAAAAGUGACAAAGUUAAUGAGACAUCCAAAAACGGAAAUUUGACAAAAUCAUAAGGGACAGAGAAAAUAUUUUUAAAAAGUUGGACCCUAUUAAGUGCAUAUCUCAUCUAAACGUUGAUGUGAGCUGUCUUUGUGGGGCUGUUUGGAUUUCGGCGUUUGAGCCCAAAAUUGGCGUUUUUGACUGCUUAGGUGUUUUGGAGGACCCAAACCUCCGUUUUUAUUUCGUUUGGCGGAUGGAGGUUAGGAGCGGCGUUUGGGUUGAAACCGCCAAAAACAGAAACGCUACAAAUCGGAGCGUUUAGGUUUUGGCGGAUUGAAACAAUUAUUCAAUUCCACCGGUUGCCCUCUCAUCUUUGCCCUCUCAUCUUCGCUUUCUGUUGUUGCGGUCACUUGAAGUGAUGAAUUAAAGGAAACUCAAGCACUUGAAAAUUGCAAGAAUGUUGGAAAUUGGUGAGCUUGAAACAAGCAGAGGACUUAAUUAGGUUGGUACAUUACAACAAGCUGGGGAAACUCGUUGGAGCUCGCAUUUCAGUUCUGUUUGCAAUUUGAUUAGGAUGUUUGCUGCAACUUGUUCUGUUUUAGAAGAUGUUGAAGAGAAUGGCAAUAACUAUUCUACUCGUGGAAAUGCAGCUACAGAACUUAAGAAGAUUAAAUCUUUUGAUUUUGUUUUCUUGUUGCAUCUUAUUAAAGAAAUUAUGGGCAUUACAGAUCUUCUAUGUCAGCAUAUACAGAAGAAGUGCCAAGACAUAGUAAAUGCUAUGCAUUUGGUGUCAAGCACCAAAAUGUUGAUCCAAAAGUUAAGGGAGGGUGGAUGGGAUAACUUCUUAGAAAUUGUUAAAGAGUUUUGCACAAAGCAUGAAAUUGAAGUUCCUAAUAUGAAGUCUCCUUAUGCGGUAAAACGCAAACGCCAUGAUCAAGAAGGGUUUGAUAUUGAACGUCACUAUCGGGUUGAUAUGUUUUACGUAGCCAUAGAUUCACAAUUGUUGGAGCUGAAUAGCAGAUUCGGUGAACAGAUAAUGGAUCUUCUUACUCUUAGUGGUGCUUUGGAUCCUAAGGACUCAUAUAAGUCUUUUAACAUUGAUGAUAUUUGUUCUUUAGUGGAUAAAUAUUACCCCUUUGAUUUUAUUGAGAAGGAGAAGGUGAGCUUGAGGUUUCAAUUGCAACAUUAUAAGCUCAAUGUUCUAAACCAUCCAAUGUUGGUGAAUUUUUCUACAAUGGGUGAACUUUGUCAAAGAUUAGCGGAGACGGAGAUGUCAAAAGUGUACUUUCUUAGUUUGUUGAUAAAUUGAUCCGACUUUUGUUGACUAUACCGAUUUCUACAGCAAUAACCGAAAGGACUUUUUCCGUAAUGAAAAUUA